Chondrus crispus (carragheen) is the source of this 111-nucleotide messenger RNA. RefSeq lists its product as hypothetical. Bases 1 to 111 code for a protein of 36 amino acids. The transcript has a single exon. The record is from RefSeq and is a predicted model, not a curated record. Lineage: Eukaryota; Rhodophyta; Florideophyceae; Gigartinales; Gigartinaceae.
AUGGACAAUUCAACCUGGUUCACUGUGAAUCAGGAACCGUUCGCUCUCCGUACCCUUUUGAGUUAUGGCACUGGUGUGAUGUUGUGCGAUAAUUCUGCGUGCCUGCAUUGA